This is a messenger RNA of Prosopis cineraria, 2296 nucleotides long. RefSeq names its product protein transport protein SEC16B homolog. NCBI's taxonomy places the organism in Eukaryota, Viridiplantae, Streptophyta, Magnoliopsida, Fabales, Fabaceae. The coding region runs from base 143 to 1897 and encodes 584 amino acids. The record is from RefSeq and is a predicted model, not a curated record. The transcript is spliced from 9 exons. Gene Ontology annotation, biological process: COPII vesicle coat assembly; autophagy; Golgi organization. Gene Ontology annotation, cellular component: endoplasmic reticulum exit site; ER to Golgi transport vesicle membrane.
CUUUGCGUACAUUGUGCCUUCUAAUUGCAGGGCAACCAGCUGAAGUUCUCUCUGCUGACACCUCUGUCAGUGGGCAUCCUGGAGUUACUAAUGUACCUCAGCAUCCUGCACAUGUGAUCUAAAUAGAAUGAGCUUAUAAGCCAUGGGAAGACUAUCAUGCAAUCAUGAUAUUACUCUUAUGGUUGGAUCUAAUGGUAUGCUUGAUGAUUGGGAGGAGAAUCUGGCUGUAAUAACUGCAAACAGAACAAAAGAUGAUGAACUUGUAAUUAUUCAUCUUGGUGAUUGCCUGUGGAGGGAAAGAAGUGAGAUUACGGCUGCACACAUUUGCUAUUUAGUUGCUGAAGCCAACUUCGAGUCAUACUCAGACAGUGCAAGAUUGUGUUUAGUUGGAGCAGAUCACUGGAAAUUUCCCCGAACUUAUGCUAGUCCAGAGGCUAUCCAGAGGACUGAGUUAUAUGAAUACUCCAGGGUGCUUGGAAACUCUCAGUUUAUUUUACUUCCAUUUCAACCAUAUAAGCUCAUAUAUGGAUAUAUGCUAGCUGAAGUGGGAAAAGUUUCGGACUCAUUAAAAUAUUGCCAUGCGGUAUUGAAAUCCCUAAAAUUUAGCCGUGCACCAGAAGUAGAGAAUUGGAAACAAUUGGUGUUAUCUCUUGAGGAGAGGCUUAGAACGCACCAGCAAGGUGGAUAUGCUGCAAGUUUGGCUCCUUCAAAAUUAGUGGACAAAUUACUGAACUUUUUUGAUAGUACUGCUCAUAAAGUUGUUGGCGGUCCACCACCAAUUGCUCCAUCAUCAUCACAUGGAAGUGUUCAUGGAAGUGAACAUCACCAGCAUAUAGCACCAAGAGUAUUCAAUAGUCAAUCAACAAUGGCCAUGUCUUCUUUAGUUCCCUCAUCUUCAAUUGAACCAAUAAGUGAGUGGACAGCUGAUGGUAAUAGAAUGACUAAGCCUAAUAGAAGCGUUUCAGAACCAGACUUUGGUAGGAGACCUGGACAGGAAGCAGCCUCACCUGAUACAGGCAAAGCAUCGGUUUCAGGGGGUACAUCUCGCUUUUCCCGUUUUAGUUUUGGCUCACAGCUGUUGCAGAAGACAGUGGGGCUCCUGAGGCCACACUCUGGUCGGCAGGCUAAACUGGGUGAGGAGAACAAAUUUUAUUAUGAUGAAAAGCUGAAGAGAUGGGUGGAGGAAGGUGCUGAACCUCCAGCCGAAGAAGCUGCGCUGCCACCACCUCCAACAUCUGCUGCUUUCCAGAGUGCUAAACCUGAAUAUGACCUAAAAUCUGCAUUGAAAACAGAAGGAUCGCCCUCAAAUGAGGGCCCUGAUUUAAGAACUUCCACUCCUGGACAUGCUCCAGGGAUCCCACCUAUGCCACCUACCUCAAAUCAUUUCUCUGGCCGUGGACGCAUGGGUGUUCGUUCAAGGUAUGUUGAUACCUUCAAUCAAGGAGGUGGAACCUCUGCAAAGCUGUUCCAGUCUCCUGCUCUAUCUGUCAAGCGCGCUCUUCCUACCAACGCAAAAUUUUUUAUCCCUGCGCCUGCACCUGAACCUUCAUCAUAUGAGCAGACAAUGGAGUCAACAGUAGAAAGCAAUCAAGAGGACAGUACAGCUAAUGCUGAUCCGUUACAACCCCCCAAUACUACAUCAUCCAUGGGCAUGCAGAGGUUUCCUAGCAUGGGCAACAUCCCAAACAACGGAGCAACGCCAAAUGGUGUUGAUUCACGUCGAACAACCUCAUGGGGUGGUGGAAAUUUUGCUGAUUCAUUGAGGCCUCCGAAGAUUGGUGAAAUUAAGCCUCUUGGGGAAGCUUUGGGCAGGAUACCAUCAAGUUUUGUGCCAGAUGAGCCUUCAAUGCGUCACAAUGGGAGCUUUGGUGAAGAUCUCCACGAGGUUCAACUUUGAACAGAUAAUGCAGCUGUAAAUAUCAAAUUUUGUUAUAAUCAACAGAAUAGUUGGGAGACUGCUUCUGCAUACAAGAAUUGUGGGGUACACCAAGUGGAGCUCGUGAAGAAGCAAGACGUGUAUUUUUCUGCCGUCCAACCUCCCCAUUUUCUUCAUUUUUUUUUUUAUAUAUUUUGUAAAAUUUUUUGGGUUCCCAACUCCCUAAGUGGUGAUGUAUGAUUGAUUAUGGUUGGCUCACUUGAUGUUAGAUGUUUAUUUUACAUGCCAAGGGAGUUGGGCCACCAUCUCACACACAAGGAACUAGUGUUCUACAGAGAGGGGGGGAUAGAGGGUCAGAGUUAACAAGACAAUCUUGUACAUAAUUCAGAAAGAAUAAGGAUCAAUUACUUUCAACUUUUA